AUGUAUACAAAUCCUAAAAACUAUCCCGAAAACAAUCCAACCCAAAUUCAAACUUUAAAAAGUGAUAAAUAUAAUAUUUUAAAUAAUGAAAAAAAUGUACAACAUGUAUAAAGAGAAAGAUAAGUACUUACAAAUAUUUCUGAUUUCGGUUCUACAUUUAAAAAAUUCCCUGAAUCUCAUGAAAAAUUUUAUGGAAUGACUUCAUAUUAAUAAGCAUUUUCCCGUCCAAUAAAAGAAACUGCUAAACAAGUAAUUGAAAUUUAAGAAAAGAAAAAUAACUUUGCAGGCACAAAUGAAAGACCUUUAAAUUAAUAAUGUUCUAAAAUGACAUCAGUAUUAACUGGAGAAAAAUAUAAAAAUGAAUAAGAUCCGAAAGAUAAUACUUCCAUUUAAAGAGCUUGGCUUCCUUAUUACGAUAAGGCUCUUUAAGUUGCGGAGAAAAAUUUAUAAAUUAAUAAUUAAAUUAAUUAAUCAAAAGGUUUUUAACCUAAAGAUUAAUUGUAAACUUAUAAAACAAAUCUUAAUUAGGUAUUUAAACGUGAUAUUACUACUAGUUUGCCAAUUGGAGAUGGAGAACAUGCUAACUAAAUAAGACUUAAUAUCCCAGGAGAAUAUAGACAUUUUAGAACAGAUGUAACUUUAGUUAGAAAUAAAACUUUUACAAAGAAAUGA
Molecule: messenger RNA, 672 nt
Organism: Ichthyophthirius multifiliis
Lineage: Eukaryota; Ciliophora; Oligohymenophorea; Hymenostomatida
Exons: 4
Source: RefSeq, a predicted model, not a curated record